Messenger RNA from Terrapene triunguis (Three-toed box turtle), 4748 nucleotides. RefSeq names its product transcription elongation regulator 1 (gene TCERG1). Lineage: Eukaryota; Metazoa; Chordata; Testudines; Emydidae. The transcript is spliced from 22 exons. The record is from RefSeq and is a predicted model, not a curated record. Gene Ontology annotation, molecular function: RNA polymerase binding; transcription coregulator activity. The coding region runs from base 664 to 3768 and encodes 1034 amino acids. Gene Ontology annotation, cellular component: nucleus.
ACUAGGGAAACAUUAUGGCUCCUGGGAGCACAUAACCUGGUGUUAUGGCAAUAGGUGUUCUAAAAACUAUAGUUCUGUCUUAACAGUACAAUUCAUGGUGUUGCUGAUAAAUCCCUAUGCUGUUUGGGACCUUGCUCUCUGACUGUCAUUUGCCUUGUUUCUGUCUCAUCACCGUUAAGAUUAGCUGGGAUGCUGUUAUUGUCAGUUCCUAGGAUGAUGUUUUCCAGGCCUGACAGAAGAGUUUUCUCAGUAAAGAGUACCCCUAUAUUUAGAAUUUGCUCCCUUUGGUGCUCCAUCACUGUUAGAGGUUGGUGAUCUUUGGGGCAUCAUUCAAAGCACAUUAAUUUUGUUUUGCUCUUGGGCAUCUCAGGGUUAGUAGCAAUGGUCAGUUAUGUACCACUUAGUGGGCUGCCCCUAUAAAACCUAUGUAAAACAGCACCUGGUUUCUAAAACUGUAGGUGCUAUAUGAAACGUAAAUCAGCAGAAGUAGAAGUCUAUAUAAUCUGAGUGCUGAGUUGCAUGUGUUUUGCCGUUCACCACCUUAUAACCUUUGUUUUUUUCAAUUUUGAGUCAUCAUGCCAACAUUGGUAUUGCACUGGCACUAAAUGGUGGGCAAAAUUGUUUUCCUGAGAGCAUCAGAAGAGCGUUUGUUGGUUGCAAAGAAUGGCUCAGCAGCAAGCACUGAGAUUUCGUGGCCCAGCUCCCCCACCAAACGCUGUCAUGAGGGGUCCACCACCUCUCAUGCGCCCACCUCCACCUUUCGGUAUGAUGAGAGGUCCACCUCCACCACCUCGUCCUCCCUUUGGACGUCCUCCAUUUGAUCCUAAUAUGCCUCCAAUGCCACCUCCAGGAGGGAUUCCUCCACCAAUGGGGCCUCCACAUCUACAGAGGCCACCAUUCAUGCCUCCUCCCAUGGGUAGCAUGCCACCGCCUCCUGGUAUGAUGUUUCCUCCAGGGAUGCCACCUGUCACUGCCCCGGGAACUCCAACCAUGCCACCCACUGAAGAGAUAUGGGUAGAAAACAAGACUCCAGAUGGCAAGGUCUAUUUCUAUAAUGCACGAACGCGUGAGUCUGCAUGGACCAAGCCAGAUGGGGUAAAGGUUAUUCAGCAAUCAGAACUGACACCAAUGCUUGCUGCACAAGCCCAGGCUCAGGCUCAGGCACAAGCCCAGGCUCAAGCCCAGGCUCAGGCGCAGGCACAAGCCCAGGCGCAGGCACAAGCCCAAGGGGCCUCCACACCAACAACCAGUAGUCCUGCAUCUUCAGCGUCUCCAUCAACAUCAUCAAGUACUCAGUCCUCCAUGACCUCUACUACAACCACAGCCACUUCAAUUUCACAGACCAUUUCCACACCGACAACACAAGACCAGACCACAAGUUCAGGUGUUUCAGUUGCUACAUCUUCAGUUAGUGUUUCAACCUCCACUCCUUCUGCUACACCUGUGCAGACUGUACCCCAGCAAGUCCCACAGACGUUGCCUCCUGCAGUUCCUCAUGCAGUACCUCAGCCAACAGCAACAAUUCCUGCUUUUCCACCCGUAAUGGUACCUCCAUUUCGUGUUCCCCUUCCUGGCAUGCCUAUUCCACUUCCAGGUGUAGCAAUGAUGCAAAUAGUCAGCUGCCCGUAUGUAAAGACAGUCGCUACCACCAAGACCGGUGUCUUGCCAGGAAUGGCUCCUCCUAUUGUACCUAUGAUCCAUCCUCAGGUUGCUAUUGCCGCUUCACCUGCUACUUUGGCUGGAGCAACAGCAGUCUCUGAAUGGACAGAGUACAAAACAGCAGAUGGGAAGACUUACUAUUAUAACAAUAGGACUUUGGAAUCAACAUGGGAAAGACCCCAAGAACUAAAAGAGAAAGGUACAGCAUUCGAUUUUAGAGUCCAGCCACAACUAGAAAAAGUAGAAGAGAAGAUUAAAGAGCCUAUUAAAGAACCUACAGAGGAGCCUUUGCCAAUGGAAACAGAAGAAGAGGAGCCCAAAGAAGAACCUAUAAAAUUGCUGAUAAAAGAGGCACUGAUUCGGGGAAACAUCCCAGUUCAGGAGCCAAAAGAGGAAGAAAUGACUGAAGAAGAAAAAGCAGCUCAGAAAGCAAAACCAGUUGCAACUACUCCUAUUCCUGGAACCCCAUGGUGUGUGGUAUGGACUGGUGAUGAGCGGGUUUUUUUCUACAACCCAACCACUCGUCUCUCUAUGUGGGACCGGCCAGAGGACUUAAUUGGAAGAGCUGAUGUGGACAAAAUUAUUCAGGAACCUCCUCACAAAAAAGGAAUGGAAGAAGGAAAGAAACAAAUUAAAGAAGAUCAUGAAUCAGCAGAGGAAACAAAUGAUGAUGAGCCUAUUAAAACAAAGAAGCGAAAGAAAGAUGACAACAAAGACAUUGAUUCAGACAAGGAGGCUGCCAUGGAAGCUGAAAUAAAAGCUGCACGUGAGAGGGCCAUUGUCCCUCUGGAGGCUCGAAUGAAACAGUUCAAGGAUAUGCUGCUAGAGAGAGGGGUUUCUGCCUUUUCAACCUGGGAGAAGGAGCUGCACAAGAUAGUUUUCGAUCCUCGGUACUUGCUUCUGAAUCCUAAAGAAAGGAAACAGGUAUUUGACCAGUAUGUGAAGACCAGAGCAGAAGAAGAGCGCAAGGAAAAGAAAAACAAAAUAAUGCAGGCCAAGGAGGAUUUCAAGAAAAUGAUGGAAGAAGCAAAGUUUAAUCCAAGAGCUACUUUUAGUGAAUUUGCAGCCAAGCAUGCUAAAGACUCGAGAUUCAAGGCAAUUGAAAAGAUGAAAGAUCGAGAGGCCUUGUUUAACGAGUUUAUCACAGCGGCAAGAAAGAAGGAGAAGGAAGAUUCGAAGACCAGAGGUGAGAAGAUUAAAAUGGACUUCUUUGAACUACUGUCUAAUCACCACUUGGACAGUCAGUCUCGCUGGAGCAAAGUGAAGGACAAAGUAGAGACUGACCCCCGUUACAAAGCAGUGGAUAGCUCUUCACAGAGGGAAGACCUUUUUAAACAAUACAUUGAAAAAAUAGCUAAGAAUUUAGACUCCGAAAAGGAAAAGGAGUUGGAAAGGCAGGCUCGCAUUGAGGCAAGUUUGCGUGAAAGAGAAAGGGAGGUUCAGAAAGCUCGUUCUGAGCAGACCAAGGAAAUCGAUCGAGAACGUGAACAGCACAAACGAGAAGAGGCUAUACAGAAUUUCAAAGCGCUUCUAUCUGAUAUGGUGAGAUCUUCAGAUGUGUCAUGGUCCGAUACUAGGAGGACGCUCCGAAAAGAUCAUCGGUGGGAAUCUGGCUCUCUGCUAGAAAGAGAAGAGAAAGAGAAGCUUUUUAAUGAACACAUUGAAGCACUUACCAAAAAGAAGAGGGAGCAUUUUAGGCAACUUCUGGAUGAAACUUCAGCGAUUACUUUAACAUCAACAUGGAAAGAAGUGAAAAAAAUCAUUAAAGAAGAUCCCAGGUGCAUUAAGUUCUCUUCCAGUGACAGGAAAAAACAAAGGGAGUUUGAAGAGUACAUCAGAGACAAAUACAUUACUGCCAAAGCUGACUUCAGAACGCUAUUGAAAGAGACCAAAUUUAUAACGUACAGAUCCAAAAAGUUGAUCCAAGAAUCCGACCAGCACCUGAAAGAUGUAGAAAAGAUUUUACAGAAUGACAAGCGUUAUCUGGUACUUGACUGUGUGCCAGAGGAGAGGCGCAAGCUCAUCGUAUCCUAUGUAGAUGACCUGGACCGCCGAGGUCCCCCUCCACCUCCCACAGCUUCAGAGCCUACAAGACGAACAACAAAAUAAUUAUGAAAUACUCUCACAAUGGGGUGUCUGUUAAUUCAAAAGCUUGCAUGAGCCAUCUGUCCGGUUUUUACAUCUACAUUACCGUGAACCUAUUGAAAACGAUGUGAGGAACAGAGGAAGCAGCAGCAUUUGUGAACAUAAAAUGGUCUCUGUGCAAAGAGAACACUUAAGAUAUUUAUGCUUUUCUUUGUGUGGCAUGACUGACAAAAAUCCCAACCAUGCAGGCUGUGUCUAGUAAUUUUAGAUCUCAGAACAAUGGAAUAUCUGUAUAUGAGGUGUGGAUGUCAGUGAUAUUUGGAGGCAUUCUUUUCAGCAGUGUUAUAUAUGCAAGUCUUAAGGAUGAUUGACAUUUGUGGUUUGAACUAAACUACACAAGUACCACAGAUUUCCUCCUAAUGGUUACCCAAGUUCAGCUGUUUUAACAGACAAAACACUGUCUCAAGUUAAACUAUUGCGUGCUGAAGGCAACAGUAAAAAAAAAAAUUAUCUUAAAUCUGAAAACAAAGGGUCUGAUUCUCAAUUCUGAUUUACAAGGGUGAAAGCAAAUAAAGUCUAUAGAGUGACAGUGAUGUGAGUGAAGAAUUAGGCCCACAGAGACCAAAUUAAACACCAUUCUGAAUUUGUUCACGGGUCUGCUUUAUUUCUCCCCCCGCCCCCCACCCACUUUGAAGUACAGGCAAAAUCAGGUUUCUUUUGCCCAAGUGAAGAUUUGUCUGAUAAUUUUUUGCUCAAAAUUGGAAACACAGUAAAUAACAAUGGUUCCCAGAACAGGACGGUUGUAUAAACAUAUUUUUAUUUACCAUAAAGUGAUCUUUACUGACUUCUGGAUUAGACUGUGGAUUUCCCUUCUGGGUAAUUCUUGUAAACUAUACUCCUGUUAUGAAUGUUAAACUUGUGUUUCUAAAGUUUAAUUUUGAAAUGUUGGGAUUGUUUAGUUUAUGUAUUUGAACUACAAUAAACCAACCCUUUUUAUAUAUGGA